AGCCGCAUCCCCAGCCAGCCUCCGCCGCCGCCGUUCCCAUUGCAGUUCCCCCGCCACCCUGCCCUAGAAGCCCCGCCGCCCACUGCGACUGUUUGUCUGAGCUCCAAUGGUGAAGCGACACGGUGAUACAUUGCAGCCCGCAGAAACCACCCGAUAUGGUUGGGCGACAGAUCUACUUGUAUGGAAGAGGGCGAUGGAAGAGUUUUGCGCCAGAGAUGAGCAGUUGCUGGCCAAGUGCAAGGAAAUAUGCUCCUGGUUUCUGAGCAUUAAAUCUCUCGAGUUGCACUCUAGGCCUGACCUUGGAAGUAAUAGCAGAUAAACUGAAGCUGGUCGUUCCUGAAGCCAAGGGGGCAAUCGCAAUGGAGAUCCUCCUCUGGGCAAUGGCAAAGGCGCUGGAGUCGUCGGAUCCUCGACAUCGAGCUUGCUGGUACGAGUACCGCUCUCGCCUCUCGUUGCAGAAUCCAGAGACGGAAGGGCCUGUGAACUUACGUAUUAUCGACGUUGUCAAUGAGGAAUCACAGGAGGAGGAUUCAGAUGAUGAGGAGGAGGAGGAAGGAGUUUCUGGGGAGGAGGAUGAGGAAGAAGUUUCUCACGAGGAGGAGGAGGAAGAGGAAGAAGUUUCUGAAGAGGAGGAGGAGGAAGAGGAUUCUGAUGAGGAGCAGGAGCAGGAGGAGGAUGCAGAAGACGUGGGCUGUCAGGGAGUUAUGGAGAUCAUCGCUCAUCCUUCAUAAGCAGAUAUGGAUCUGAUGAUUGCCUUGCAUGAUGAGGAUGCUCUGAUGGAUGACCAGGAGCUUUUCAAUGCUGAUGCCGAGGAGGAUGUACCACUGCUCAGAUGGGAGGCCAAGCCAGGCUGCAAGACUGCCCCAAUUUUGGUGGAGGAGUAUGAGCUCAACCCUCAGUUUGAGCAGAAUGCUGAACGAUCCCACCGGUGCAUGGCUCGCCAUCUUAAGCGUCUCCAAAAGCAAGUGAUGAGGAUCCGACAUGUGGAUGCGCAUCGUUAUAUGAAAAAAUUUAUGUUAUUUGAAUGUGCUUAAUGAAUUGGUCUAUGCUACAUUUUGGAUUUUGUAUGUUCAGAUGGUUUUUUGCAUGUGUGCAUCAUGCAAAACUUAAUAAGUAGCAACAACAUGAAAACUUA
Molecule: messenger RNA, 1135 nt
Organism: Aegilops tauschii subsp. strangulata
Lineage: Eukaryota; Viridiplantae; Streptophyta; Magnoliopsida; Poales; Poaceae
Source: RefSeq, a predicted model, not a curated record